This is a messenger RNA of Gavia stellata (red-throated loon), 2755 nucleotides long. RefSeq names its product zyxin (gene ZYX). Bases 36 to 1709 code for a protein of 557 amino acids. Lineage: Eukaryota; Metazoa; Chordata; Aves; Gaviiformes; Gaviidae. The transcript is spliced from 9 exons. Gene Ontology annotation, biological process: integrin-mediated signaling pathway; transforming growth factor beta receptor signaling pathway. The record is from RefSeq and is a predicted model, not a curated record.
GCCAAAGGACUGAAAGCUGCCUGGGUGCCGAGAAGAUGGCCUCCCCAGGUGCCCCAGGGACCCGCAUGACAUCCACAGUCAGCAUCAACAUUUCUACCCCUUCCUUCUACAACCCGCAGAAGAAGUUUGCACCUGUGGUCGCCCCUAAACCCAAGGUGAACCCCUUCAAGGCUGGGGGUGCGUCAGAGUCGUCGCUGCCCGCGCCUCCCGGAGCUGGUGCCCAGCGUGCUCAGAUAGGGAAGGUGGGGGAGAUUCCAUCAGCGUCCACGUCCCAGCUGGCAGAAGAGCUGCCGCUGCCACCUCCUCCCCCACCUGGAGAGGAGGCAAGUUUCUCCUCAAACUGUGCUUUUCCCCCGCCCCCACCACCCUUUGAAGAGCCUUUUCCACCAGCCCCAGAAGAAGCUUUUCCUUCUCCUCCUCCUCCACCGCCGCCGCCAAUGUUUGAUGAAGGGCCUGUGAGCAAGGUACCUGCCCCACAGAUAUCUCCAGGAUCCACAGGUUCUCUGGAGAAGCCAUCGGCCCCAAAAGCCCAUGUGGAAGUACCAUCUGCACCCAGAGAUACUCCUCAUUCCUUUCCUUCCAAGUUCACUCCAAAGCCAAGUGGAAGCUUAUCUUUCAAGCCCCCUGGAGUGGAUUUGACGCCUGCCCCAACCCCAUGGGCAGCCCCGCAGCAACGCAAGGAGCCCCUAGCACCAGUCCCUCCACCCCCCUCUCUCCCUCCUGCUCAGACUACCCCUAAAUUCACCCCACCCCCUGUUGCAGGCUCUCCGAAGUCUGGGUCCAAAGCAGGUGCCAAUGUUCCCAUGGCUCCCUCAAACUCCACAAGAUAUCCUACCUCCCUUCAGACUCAGUUCACAGCCCCUUCACCUUCAGGUCCCUCCUCUAGGCCACAGCCUCCCAAUUUCACCUAUGCCCAGCAGAGGGAAAGACCCCAAGUGCAGGAGAAGCCACGUCCCACAGAACAACCUGCUGCUGCAAAAGACACGCAUAGACCUGCAGGCUCCAGUGCAGAUCCACCUAGGGGAAAUUCCUGUCUGACCAUGAAGGAGGUAGAAGAGCUGGAGAUGUUGACCCAGAAGCUAAUGAAGGAUAUGGAGCAUCCACCCCCAGCAGAGGCUGCUACUUCUGAGCUCUGCGGCUUCUGCCGGAAGCCUCUGUCGCGAACCCAGCCAGCUGUGAGGGCCCUGGACUGCCUUUUCCACAUGGAAUGCUUCACCUGCUUCAAAUGUGAGAAACAGCUGCAGGGGCAGCAGUUCUACAAUGUGGAUGAGAAGCCCUUCUGUGAGGACUGCUAUGCUGGGACCUUGGAAAAGUGCAGCGUCUGCAAACAGACCAUCACAGACCGGAUGCUGAAGGCGACUGGUAACUCAUACCAUCCCCAGUGCUUCACCUGCGUGAUGUGCCAUACCCCUCUUGAGGGGGCCUCUUUUAUUGUGGACCAGGCCAACCAGCCUCACUGUGUGGAUGACUACCACAGGAAGUAUGCUCCACGCUGCUCAGUCUGUAGUGAGCCUAUCAUGCCAGAGCCUGGAAAGGAUGAGACGGUGCGUGUGGUGGCAUUGGAGAAGAAUUUCCACAUGAAAUGUUACAAGUGUGAGGACUGUGGGAAGCCCUUGUCCAUUGAAGCAGACGAGAACGGGUGCUUUCCACUGGAUGGGCACGUGCUGUGUAUGAAGUGUCACACUGUUCGUGCCAAAACGGCACGCUGAGGAGCUUGGAGUGGGCAUACCCUCGAGACCCCCGCACUCGAUACUCUUCCCCUCCCUGCCAUUUUCCUGUCCCUCUGCCUGACAAGGCAGAUUGCUACCAAUGGAGACUAUGCCAGCGCAGUUCUUUACUCAUGUAGGAUUCACUGCUCCUAGACUUCACUCUGCACACCCACCAAGAAAGGACCUCUUCUCCUGUCGCCUCUUCCUGGCCACAGCAUAUUCCAGGCUGGGAGCUGUGACCAAGGUGAGUGCAAAAUCUCUGUUCCCUUAAGACUCUGGAGGAGAAAGACCAGACCUCCACCCCACCACGACCUGGUGGAAGGUGCUGGGAAGGGCUGAGCAUUCUUCUGUUCCAUGGAGCCAAGAAUGAUGAUUUGACCUUAGAAAGUGGAAGCCUCCAUCUCAGCACUACUUCGGUUUUUGAUUUUAUUUUUGCCACCUCAUUAUCAGGAUUUCUUCCCCUGACCCCUCCCUCACUCCUGGGUUAGAGUGUGGAGGCAGAACAUACUGGGAAUCUCUGUUGCUGGAAAAAGCUAACCUACUAUAGCUUUUCUGUCUCUAAUGGAUUUUACUGGCUAACUGUCUUGUCACUUUUUUUUUCCUUAGCCAGAUUAAACUGGCAAUGUUUGGAAUCCUGCUCCAUUCCUGAGUUUGGAAACUUUUUUUAAAAAUCUUUUUCCCUCCCCAAAAUGAAUUGUUUCCCAGUGUGGUUUCUGGACAGCCAGGCUGGGCACCAGAGUAGCAAAGCAGUCCAAAGAAUGCAUGUUUACAAAUAAAGACCGUCAUAGGGACGGGCAGCACGUGGUGAGGAGGCGUCUCAGUGCAUGGAUGAGGAUUCAGCAGACUGAGGGACGUCUCCCGUUCCAGUAGGGAUUCUUUCACUGCUGUCAGUGAAAGCUGCAGUGUAAUUGCAACGUACUGUCUGGCUCGAGGUGUUACUGCACUGAGCCCCAUUUCCUGGACUAAAAGCUCUCAAACUGAACAAACCUUUUGAAUAAGUACGCUGUCCAACCACUGUUUGCAUUCAAUAAAAUGUGGGUUUUUUC